This is a messenger RNA of Vicia villosa (hairy vetch), 3078 nucleotides long. RefSeq lists its product as uncharacterized. The record is from RefSeq and is a predicted model, not a curated record. Gene Ontology annotation, biological process: translational initiation; formation of translation preinitiation complex. Bases 189 to 1961 code for a protein of 590 amino acids. Gene Ontology annotation, molecular function: translation initiation factor activity. The transcript has 8 exons. Lineage: Eukaryota; Viridiplantae; Streptophyta; Magnoliopsida; Fabales; Fabaceae.
CAAACAUACCAUAUACCAUGAUCUUAGCGAAGAAAGGAAGGAAAGUUCGGGAAUAAACGCACAAACGCAUUACUGAAACAAAAGAAAUAGGUAUAAUAACUUUCCCACCAUCGUUUCAUUCUCAUCUAUCAUCUCUGCUAUAACACUCUGACUGGAAGGAAAACACGAACAAGGAUUGAGAAUCGAAGAUGUUCAAGAAGGCGGUGGAAGCAAAGUCUCAGCAGAGAUUAUCCGGUGCCGACAGGAAGAAGCUAAAACGAACAAUUAAAGACAAAUUCCCAAGAGCUUCUGAUUCUGACCUAGACAUUCUACUUCCUCCCAAGGUAGAGAUAACAGUCGCCAAGUUUCAAACGCGAGUUCAUGUGUAUGCUGUGGAGGGAGGUUUUCCUGUGUUUUUCGACGUUGAUGGUCGCGGUUCGGACAUUUUCCCAACAGUUUAUGCUCUAUGGAUGGUCCCUGAGCUUCUGCCAGCUUUCAUACUCAAGGGCGGCGAGGUUUCUCGGUAUGUUAUAGGUGGAGCUGACUUGAUGUUCCCUGGUAUACUCGUGCCUCCUGAAGGUCUUCCAUCAUUUGCGGCUGGGGAAACAUGGGCGGUUAAAGUACCCGAAAAUCCUGCACCCAUUGCGGUUGGGAGCACAACGAUGAGCAGCGUCGAAGCUUUGAAAGCUGGAUUACGUGGAAAAGCAUUGAGAAUAACUCAUUAUUAUCGUGAUUUGCUUUGGGAAUCAGUUGAGGGCCGUUACGUGCCUAAUGAAGGUUUUUUGGAAGAUGUUGUGUUUGGGCAUCCUUCUCUAUUAUCACCACCUUCUCAAGACACUGAUUUGGUCGAGGCUUCUGGUGAGACAUCAAAUGACCAACAAAACAACACGAAAAGUGAUGAAGCGGAGGGAUCUCUGGAUGUAAGUGAGUUACCAGCCGACUCCAGCCAUACAUUAACAAGACCAAACUGUGAUGAAAAUACGGCGGAUGAAAUAACUGCUGGCAUGGUUGAUCUGAAAUUACUUGAUAUUCGCUCGUCUAAUGAACCAAAUGACCAACAUACUCUAUCAACCUCAGAUGUAGACUUGUUGUUAGAUAAGUGCCUUUUGCAAGCACUGCAUACAACAUUGAAGGAUAAAGACCUCCCCAUUCCUGGAAGCACUCUAUGGUCAAAUCAUGUAUUGCCAUGUAGGCCUUCAGGAAUGACCUUAGACAUCAAGAAGUCAUCGUACAAGAAGUUAUCUAAGUGGUUACAGGCAAAAUCCUCCACUGGCUUGAUAUCAGUGAAAGAAGAUAAGCAUAAAAAAGAAGUGGUACUAUUAUCAGUUAACCGAAAACAUGCUGAUUAUUCAUCCUUUAAGCCUGAAAAAAGACCAGUGGAGAAAACUGAGCAGUCCAGUGUCCAAUCUGUUAAUGAAGUUCGUUCGUCCAAAACUCUGGAAGUGGCUGAAAUCUACAAGCCAAGUGUACAUGUCAAUCCCAUCUUUUCAUCUGUAGGAGCUGAUACGGGGAAUCUUUAUACUGCUUCUGAAGCCACUGAUAUUGUCUUCGCAUAUGUUGAAAAGGAAAAUUUGGUGAAACCAACAAAUAAAUCCCUUGUGGUUCUAGAUGCAAUGUUAUGCGAUGCACUGUUCAAGGGGGCUAUUAAAAAAGGAACUACAUAUCCUACAGAAAUUCACAAGAAAGAUAUAGGCCAAACAUUUGUGAGCCGAAUGCAACCUCACCAUGUUGUGACAAGAGGUAAUGAAUCUGUAGUUCGUAAAGGUGCACUCAAAACAAUUCAGAUAUUGACAGAAAGGCGGCAAGGCAACAAGAAGGUAACCAAACUAUCUGGUAUGGAAUCAUUUCUUAUAGAUGCUGAAGCAUUAGCAUCAGAACUUCAGAAGAAGUUUGCUUGCAGUACCACUGUUGGAGAACUACCAGGCAUUGCAUUUGAUUUCUCAGAUUUAGUACUCAGAGUUAUUGGAAUUUUUCUGCAUUAAUGACGUCAGACUGGUUCUAGUUUGAUGACAUUUUAUUUCUCCAUAUCAGUAUUUAGAAGGUACUAGGCUGCAUGGAAUAACUAAACUGAUAUAAUUGAGAACAUUUAUGGGAGCAUAAGCAGUAAGUGGGCAACUGUGGUGUGGUGUCUUCUUUUAUAUACAUAGAGGGAGGCUACCUGCAUAUGCAUUUUGAUAAAAAUGCAUCAAUUUUCUUAUGAAUCUAACUGAACAAAACCAAGGAUCCUGCUUACAUGCAUGUAAAAGUGACAGGCCCUUAGACGAGGCGUUGGGCAAUGAGCAUGGUACUACGCACUAAGAGUGGAGAGUAUAUGUUCGGAAAAAUAAGAAAAGGGGACUGAUGAGGUGAUAGAAAGAGAAGAGGGGAAAGUGUGUGAACUGAUGUUCUGUUAUAUGAGGUUUAGGGUGCCGUGGUGUUGGUGAGAGAGGGUAUCAAAGGAUCAUUCUGUUAGAGGCAGGAAAUAGUCUAUUCUCUGAAGGAGGCGAGCUCUGUGGAGUAGAAGGGAUUGUCAUCCCUCAAAUUUUGUCCAUUUCUUCAUAAAUAAUAUUCACAUUUCCAUUUCAAUUCUCCCGUUAUUCUCAAUUAUUUGUAAUACUGUCGUGUUUGUUUUUCCUGACAAAAAGUUAAGGCUUUGUUCAUCUUGAGGAAAACAAAGUUGUUUUAUUUCCUUUUUUUGCUUCUAAUUGUAAAACCGAUACAUUGUUUUCAUUUUUUUUUCUCUUUCAAAUAUUUGUACCUCUUGAGCAGUGAAAAUAACUAUUAUUUUUUGUUGUUUUAGUACAAAUAUUUAAAAACAGAAACAAUAUAAAAACAAUGUAGCAAUUUUUGUUAUUAAAAGCGAAAACAUGAAACCUAAACAGAAUCUAUUUCCUGAAACCGAACAGACCUUAAUGUUUUUUAUACUGUCUUCAAUGUCUUUCAUUCCAUCUUAUCCUCUUUGCAUCAAUAUAACAAUGCGAAUAAGGAUGAGGUGAACCGACAACAAUAUUUUGUUUGAAUGGCUUCAGGAUUUUGGUCCGACACCACAGCCUUGUGACAUUCAGGGUUAUGAAUUAUAAAGCUGGAUUCUCUACGAUGUCGCUAAAAUUUGAAAAUAUU